Messenger RNA from Panicum virgatum (switchgrass), 4660 nucleotides. RefSeq lists its product as uncharacterized. Bases 292 to 2271 code for a protein of 659 amino acids. The transcript is spliced from 5 exons. The record is from RefSeq and is a predicted model, not a curated record. Lineage: Eukaryota; Viridiplantae; Streptophyta; Magnoliopsida; Poales; Poaceae.
CCCCUCACCGUGUCAGUGCCACCCCGCACUACGGCACUAGUGAAGUGGAGCCGCGCAGGCGGCUGGCUGGGCCUCGCCCGCGGCCGGGCCGGGGGGCGCUCCUGUUAAUACCAACCACCGGCCGCGGCAAGGCAAAGGCGGCGCGCGGCCAGCGCAUCGCAACGGCGCAACGCAAGCAGAUCCCUCUCGCUUCCAACGCUCGCGAGCUGCGGAGCUUCCCCGCCCGUUCCCGGCGGCCGAAGCGAGGCGGUUCCUUUUCCUGAUCUCCGGGCCCGCUCCAGCGCUCGGGCGAUGAGGGCGGACCGCGCGAUGGGGGAGCGGGGUGGCGAGCAGCGCCGGAUCGACCUGGGCGCGCCGCUCCGCUCGGCGCGACGGGGGGACGCGCCGCCGAGGUGCAAGCCCGACCUCAAGUCCGGGCCCGUGCGGCACCCGGGCGCCGUGCCCUUCGUCUGGGAGCAGCGCCCGGGGCAGCCCAAGAGCGUCCGCACCCGCCGCGCGGCGCCGCCGACGCCGCCGCGGGAGGCGGGAGGCGGCGGCGGCAGCCCGUACCACGACGCCCUGGCGGACCUCGAUCUCCAGGCGCUUCACGGCGCCGCCGACCGCGGCUCCCGGGCUGCCCCAGCGUCGCGCGAGGUGGUGGCGAUCGAGGCGACGAAGGAGGCGAGGAAGCAGGAGGCGGUCUCGGUGGCUGCGGUGCUGCGGAAGCCGCACGGCGACGGCGAGGAGGAAGAGGAGAGGUUCUCCGACGCGCUCGACACGCUCUCCCGCACGGAGUCCUUCGCCAUGAACUGCAGCGUCAGCGGCCUCAGCGGCGCGCCGGGCGCCGGGCCAGAAGCGCGGGACCUCAUGAUGGACCGCUUCCUCCCGGCCGCGCAGGCCGUGGCCGUCGGCUCCCCUCAGUACACCUUCCGGAAGGCCGGUGGCACGAGCAACUCUUGCCGCGACCACGCCCACGCGCGUGCGGCCGCGGCGAAGGCAAGCGCGGGCAGUGGCGACGAUCGGAUGAGGAGAGCGCCAGUCCAGCUGCCGUACCAGCACCUGCCGCCCAAUUACUUGUCCUGCGCCUAUCCCAAACGCGAGGAGCAUGAAGAGGAGGAUGAAGAGGAUGACGAUGACUAUGACGUGCAUAGUACCCGGGGGUUUUCAGCCAAGGGAUGUGGGUUGCUCCCUGGAUUGUGUGUGAAAACCUCCUUGUUGCUCCUGAAUCCGAUGCCGGCGAUGAAGCGCGGCAAGGCCCUAGGACGAGGGCGAGGCAGGCAGUUUCCAUCCAAAGGCAGGGCCCAAAUGGCACAGAGUCCGCUUGCCCGGAGCUUGCAGAACAAGCAUCUUGGAUGCGAUUCCAACGGGCAGCAAUCCUGGGAGGACGUGUAUAAGUAUAAGUUGGAGCAGAAGUAUCUUGGUCAAGGAGAGGAUGGUAGGAGCAAGGUGACAAGUGAGUCAAAUCAUCUGACUUUCUGGAGCGAUUCACAGACUGGGGAUGGAUCUUCACCAUAUCACCGUCCCAUAGCUGGUGGCAUGUCGUCAUGUCGGAACUAUGCCAUGAUGUCACCAUCAAGUAAAGCAAAUGGGUCAUCUAGAAUAGGAGAUAGGGAUGAUAAGGCAAGUAGGAGCAAUGGUUCUAGUUCGCUUGGUAGAGACCACGACCGAACCUCGUUGGUUGGAUCAGAUCAUAGUAGUUUUAAGGGAUCGAGCUCUAUGAGCUCAGGACCAGAUUUAGCAGGGCGUGAAGAUUCAAUGGAUCACCAUGGAGAUACUGAUUCAGAAACAUGCCACUUGGGUGUGCUUGUGGAUACAAGGGCAGCUCCGAACGCAAACAUGUGUGAUUCUCAGCCUGGUGAGCAACAGAUAGUUGGAAAGAAGUCUAUCAUGAAAGAUCAAGUCAAUGAUCCGUUGACUGAAAAGAUCUCUGAAGUUAGAGAACCCACAUUCCCACCGGAUGAUGGAAAAGAUUUGUCGCGUGAUGCUAAUCAGGAGGUUCCAUCACAUCUAGAAGACAAUAAUGUUGCUAGGAAGGAAAUCAUACCAUUGCAAUCUCUGCUCCCUUUACCUGUCCCGAAAUCACCUUCAGAAUCAUGGCUUUCUCGCACUUUGCCAUCCGUGACGAAUAAGCCACCUCCACCUUCUUUUCUUGGAAUUCAAGUACACUCGAAGAAACAAGCUUCCUGGGCCACAGUGCAUCCAAAGGAGAAUGAUCAUAAACCUUCCAGACCACGGCAAAUAGGAUUUGCAGAUGUGGUAGAAAAGCCAAUUUCAAUGGAUUCCGAGAUAUGAUGUAUUCACGUAAGACCAGGUAUUUAUCCAUUUAUGACAUUGAUGCCUUGAGGGCUAUCAGGGUCAUAUACCUCACCAGCACUCAACGGCUCCCAAGAUGCGCCUCCUCUUUUUGCUGAUCACUUGAAGCAGCUGCUGGCUACCAUGUUGUUGGCAAUUGGAAUUCGCAUGCCAUGUCUGGCAGACUGUGCUCUGUAUGUUUCUCUGCAAGUCUGGUGGUGGUUUCGGUUUGAUGUAAAUCUUAUAUUUAUACAGGAUGACUUCUGCUUGCUUCUUUACUGUCCAUAGUGAAAUCAUGUAAUAGUACUCAAACCAAAGAAAAGGUCGAGUUGUUUGCAAAAUGUAAUUGCAUCAGAUGCUCCAUUGAAUAAAUAAAAUGUCAAAACAGGUCAGCCUUCCAAUCCUGAAACAUUUUUCCAUGCAUAACUGUAUCUCCUGACAUCCUGUGUUCCCAGCAGUCUUGCCAUUCUCCUUCUGGAUAUGUCAGUAGUUGUGCUUGAUACAAACAUAGAACUGCAUCUACUAUUGCCUUAUCAUGUGCGGUAAGGGUUGUCUGGCAGUAAGUUUGUUCAUCCUAUUUCAUAUCUAGUUGUUGCAUUUGCUAGUUGCUAUACAUUGUUAUCAUUGGUUGGCGUUGAGAUGGAAGGUACUAAUACAGCAGCAACAAGCCUUUCCAUGUUAUCCCUUCUUGGCGUGUGUAUUGCCGCCUCCUGUUUGGUUUGGUUCCGUAAGACGUGGAAGUGUCAUCAACACAGUUACCAAGACCAUAAACUAGGUAAUGUCAGCUUUUCAUGACAUUUUUCAUCCUCUCUCUUCAUAAAAAAUUUACCAUGUCAGCAAAUUUAAUGCUCAUGAUACUGUUAUGACAUUUCCACUGAGACUGUGGCCUGAUGCCGUAAGGUAGAUAGCUCUCUCUCUCUCUCAUCUCUAUUUCUAAACCAAAAUUCCGUCACUGCAAUGGAAACAGUGUCGGGCCUCGUCACGCGAUGAGCAAAACCACCUUGGUGGAUUGAUGAUCUGGAUUUCCAAUUGUGAAAGUUUUAGAGGUUCUCCAGAAGGUGUUGUCAUGCGAUGAGCAAAACCACCUUGGUGGAUUGAUGCUUGCACGACCUCGACAUAUGAACCCCAGAGCGAGUAAGUGCGUACAGUACAUUCUUAUUUAAAAGAAAGAGGUAAACUGAUGUCAGACACCAGUUGGUGGCACUAGAAUUUAUCUGUAUAUAGUGUGCAUCUGUUUACCAAAGUGGCGAAGUGCCACCCAAAUCAGUCGUAUUCGGUCUUGACUUCGUGCACUGAGAUGAUAUUUUUCUUGCCUUUUGCAAUGGGAACAUUCGUAUCUCUUGCACACUCUUCCUAGGAUGUGCAAGUAUCAUAAAAAUGGUGUUCUACUGCUUUGUUAAUAGAUGUUUUGUUUUGUUGGAUAUUUAUUCUACCAUGCUCGAUACUGAUUUUAUUUUUUUAAGCAGAAAAGGGGUCUUUCACUUAAACAAUGUUUAUCUAAGGCUAAGCAAUUGGAUACGCUCUCUUCAGAACUGCAAUCUCAAUUGACAAGUUUGGAAACACGACAUGGUUAUCCUGAUGUGGAUGGCCGUCUUAGCCUGGAAGGUCUUAGUGGGAGCAACAGAUGUGUUCUGUUUUGGUUGUUAUAUGGUACUCACUGGCUAGCAGGCUAUCAAAUAGGAAAUACUAUAAAUUAAAUUUGUUUACCUACUUCUAUCUGCCACAAAAUACUUACAGUACUCAGAUACCAUGCCUUUUCAUAUGCUCUCAGUUUUUCUUCCUCUCAAAAUGGAUAAAGGUGGACCUCGGACUGCACUUUUUAGGCUAUGCAAGAUUUUGCAGUGGCCAAUGCCGAAAUUUGAAUUUGUGGAACAAAGGUUUAGGACUCCUAUUAUUCUGGAUGGGGUUACAACUACAAACUUCAAUAGCUUUGUUUCAACCAUCACCUUGCACAUACCUGAUGUGACAGUCAUUACACUUCAAGGUGAUCAACGAACUGACAAAAAGAGUUCUCAGGAUUCAGCAUCGUUAGUAAUGCUCGAGAAACUCCCAAGAACUCAAGUUCUGCAUAUGCAAGAUGGAGCAGCAAAGCGGCAUGGAUCACAUCAGUUAAGUUAAUGGAUACACUGAUUAACAUGGGCACGUGUCCCUCCCAGAGUGACUAUAGGAUGUGUAGGCUGACUAUAGGAUGUGUUAGUCUGUUAGUGCAAUGGUAUAUUACCUUUUAUAGCCUCAGCUGCUGUAACUGUAAUACCUGACCACUUGAGUUUUCUUGAGUAGUCUCUACUCCAAAAUAAUAGUACUGUAAGCAGGCUCCAUUAGUACCGUUUCUGCCUUCUCAAAGUUCAUGACCCACUGUUUCACUUGAUGGAUAAAGCAAACGAUUUUU